UUCCCACUAAUUCAAUUUUGACGACAUCAUCACCAAUAUUCCUACACAUAUAUGAGAGCAUGUCACUCAUCAAAAGGAAGACGCUUACAGCUUCAGCUAACAACGCUCUACCACCAAUCCGCGAACAAUGUCACCAACAAUAAUCCUCGCUCAAACCCUCAGUACGAGCAUAGUUCUCAUUGCUUCUGGUGGUAUUGCGUCUCUAUCUCUUUUUGACCUUCCAAUACUUCAAUCCCAACCCGCAUCCCGCUCCCUUCCGUCUACGCGCUGGCUCUUUAGUCGCGGCUCACAUAUUUUCCCUCCUGCAUCCUUGACAUCUGCACUGGGAUUUCUCUACCUCUCAUUUCUAUCACUCGGACCUUCUCGGAGCCUUGGACAAGCACUUCGAAUCAUGAAGAAUGGUGGAAGUCCGAAAGUCUACGGGUAUCUGGCAGCAGCGAUUCUGAGUUUUAGUAUCGGGCCAUUUACUCAGUUGGCUAUGAUUCCGACAAACUUCCAGUUGAUUGAGAUGAAUGAGAAGAAAGGUGGUAAAAGGAGCGCUAGGAGUGCAUUGGAAAGUGAUCAGGGCGGAAAGAUGCGCGAGCGCAAAGCAAUAGAUUCUGUGAAUGGCGAGGGAGAAGGAGCGGAGUCCACAGAUUUGAGUGGACCACAGGAGAGGACUGAGGUAAAGACGACGAAGGAAGAUGAUGCGAGAGCAAGGACGCUAUUGAAAAGAUUUGAGACUUUAAAUGCUGUGAGGGCGGGGUUGAUUGGUGCUGGAGGGAUUGUGGGUUUGGUGACAGCCCUUUUGUAAAAUGCCAGAUGCAAACAUAAAGACUGUCGAUGGGGUGCAGCAUUGUUAUAUUUAACGUACGGAAUGUUCUGAAGGGAGAUGAAGAUGUACUGCCCAAAGUUUUGAGACAAGCAGGAACAAUGAGCAUUUCAUCCUUGAGUCGAGGAGCAAGUUCCAUGCAAACGAAAACAGGGCUUUCAGCGGCAAAUAUAAGCUACC
Molecule: messenger RNA, 991 nt
Organism: Mollisia scopiformis
Lineage: Eukaryota; Fungi; Ascomycota; Leotiomycetes; Helotiales; Mollisiaceae
Exons: 1
Coding region: 128-793 (221 amino acids)
Source: RefSeq, a predicted model, not a curated record